AUGAGCGAAGCCGACGUCAGACGGCGCCUGGCCAGCGAGCAGGAGCGGCGCCGCAAACAACAGCAGCAGCAGCAGCAGCAGCAGCAGCAGCAGCAGCAGCAGCAGCAGCAGCAGCAGCAGCAGCAGCAGCAGCAGCAGCAGCAGCAGCAGCAGCAGCGACCUGCUUGCGCGCCCACGGACGGCGCAGCGCCACCGCAUGACGCAAUCGCCACGCCCGCCGCGGGCGCCGACGGCUUUGCAGAUUUCGCGGCGGUUUGCGAGGCGGGCGUGAACUUCGUGACCCGAGAGUUCUUCUCGGCGUCGAUCUUGGCCGGCGCGCGGCAGCCGGAGGGGCAGCAUCGGAUCGCGCUGCACUCCAGCCAUGCGCCGCCAGGCGCGCCGCGGCGCGCGCCGCCGCCGGCCGCAGAUGCUCCUCAGGAUGUGGAUUCAGGAAAGGGCGAAGGCAGUGAGGACGGGCGUGGGAGUUGCAAGCGGCGGGGGCGCGCUGCGAGCGAGGAGCCGCGGCACGAGGGGUCACGAGCAAGCGAGGACGCGGGCGGCGCGUCACCGGAUGGCACGGAGAUGCCGGCUGCGCUGGUUUCGAGCGAUCGGAAGCGACGGCCGCGGCCGGCUGCGCAGGCUGCUGCGCGGGUGCCGCCCCCCGAGGAGAUCUGCCUGCCGGGGCGGCCGUGGGGCGAGGGCGGGCGGUGGAUCGAGCAAUGGGACGAGCAGGCGGCGCUCGCCAGCAGGGCGCUCGUGAUGAACCACUGGCAUGCCUGGAGGGAGCCAAGGGACGAGCAAGAGGAAGCCGAGCAGGCACAGCGGGCUGCGCCCGCGCAUGGUGCGUCAGCCGCCCCUGGCGGCGCCAACGCCGGAGACCCGGGCCGCGCCGGUCCCGGGGACGGCAGCGGCGGCGGCCGUCAAAGCGGCGGGCUGGACGGGGCCGGGGAGGGCAGCAGCGCUUCAGACGACAGCGGGCACGGGUCUGACGGCGAGCGCCGCGGGCGCCCACGCAAGCGGCGGCUGCGGGGCAGCGGCGGCAGCGGCGGCGCGAGCAGUGGUGACAGCAGCGACGGGUGGGAGGGACCAGGGUGCGGCCACGCAGCGUGCGGCAAGGCGGCCUGCUGUAUCAUUGAGGAGCUGCAGCUGCAAAAGCAGCUUCUGGCGGGCCAGCACCAGGCUCAGUACCGGCAGAAGCCCCUCACAAAAGCCAUAGGGACCCUGCUGGCCCUGGACAGGCCGCUGCUAACAAAGGACCUGCCACAUCUCAUUCAAGGGAAGGGGACGAUCGAUAAGGUCAGGGAGAUCCUGUCCACCGGCCGCCUGGAGCGCAACAGGGCGAUGCAGGGCAACGAGAGGUUCAGCGCCAUCAGGCUGUUCGUGAAGGUUUGGGGCGUCGGGGAGAACACCGCAGAGCGCUGGUACCAACAGGGCUGCCGCAGCCUGAAGGACGUGUCCGCACUGCCGGGGCUCAAUGAGCAGCAGAGGGUGGGCCUCAAAUACUUUGAGGAUUUCGAGAAGCGCAUCCCGCGUGACGAGGUGGCGGAGGCUGAGGGCAUCCUGACAGACGCAAUGGCGGAGGUCUUCCAGACCAAGCCCGAGUUUGGUGCGCCGGGCAUGACGCGGCAGCAGCUGCUUGACGCCAGGAUGCACGUGCGCGUCACCGGGAGCUACCUGCGCGGUCAGCACGAUACCGGCGACAUCGAUGCCGUCGUCGCGCCGCCACCCAUGUGCGGCAACCUGCCGCUCCCACCCGUAAUGGAGGCCCUGCUGACCAUACUCCACGCGAGGGGGGUCAUUACUCAGGACAUGCGCUUCGACACCGGCAGGCGCGCACCUGCGGCUGGGGCGCCCUCGGGCAGCCACAUGGUCGUCACCUACAUGGGGGUCUACCCCUCGCACCAGCUGGCCCUGGCUGUGAUCCAUUUCUCGAGUGGCCAGGCCUUCAACCGGGCCAUUCGCUACUGGUGCACCUGCCCGACGCUGGCCACCCAGGACCGCGCGCGCGCGCUCAACCCGGCCGGCAACUCGUUCCGCCUGGGCGACGACAAACUCAUCGUCAUAUACCGCCCCCAGGCUCUCAGCCAGCUGCGCGUGCUCGACGCGAUCACAGACGGCACGCUCUCUGUCCCCGGCGUCCGCGUCGCCGGCGGCUUUGCGCUGCGGGCAGACGGGGAGGACGGGGAGGGCGGCGUCGCCGAGGCGUUCGCGCGGCGGGAAAGGGACCUGUUUGACGCGCUCGGGCUCGCGUACAUCCCGCCGCACAUGCGCAACGUGUAG
Molecule: messenger RNA, 2259 nt
Organism: Monoraphidium neglectum
Lineage: Eukaryota; Viridiplantae; Chlorophyta; Chlorophyceae; Sphaeropleales; Selenastraceae
Exons: 15
Coding region: 1-2259 (752 amino acids)
Biological process (GO): double-strand break repair via nonhomologous end joining
Cellular component (GO): nucleus
Molecular function (GO): DNA-directed DNA polymerase activity; DNA binding
Source: RefSeq, a predicted model, not a curated record